AUGAGCGAAUCAAAAGAAACCGAUAACAAUCUCAAUGGGCAGUCUACUGGUCCAGUAGCGGUGGCCGAGCCGACAAAAAAGGAUGAAGCGAAGAAAGAAGACUCGAAAAAGGUGGAAGAGGAGCAGAUGAAGACUGCAAAGUCGGAGAGUCUUUCGAAGAGAAAGGCGAAACGAGCCAAGCAGCUUUCGGGGAGAAGUAACACGAGCAGCAAGAAAACUCGUUCUCGUCUCUCGAUCCGCCGUACUUUGCGUGACGAUCCGGAGAAGGAGAUGAAGGCCACUCUCCUAACCUUCCAAGCCGUCAAAAACAAGCCGGAGCAAGCGAGAGUCCAACUUCUUCUCUGCAACAUCUCCGACCGCGACAUCUUCGUGAAACUCCGUUGCAGUGCCGCUUCCAACGUCACCGCACUCCCGGCAGGCUCCGGACACAUCUCUCCGAAAUCGCAAAUGCGUAUCCUUCUCAGUUGGAAGAUGCCGGAAGGAUUCACUCAAUGGAAGGAUCUGCGUAUGCCGAAGCUUCUGCUGACCACUUAUUUCAUGCAGUCGGGGGAGAAAUCUGCGGAUGAGGCGCCGACUAACACUCGUCUUAUGGCUCGUGUCAGCACUUCGAAGCAAUGUGAUCCGGAUAGUCCACCUAUUGAGCAACUGCUUCUGGAUGCGGUUGGAAAGGAUUUAGGUGUUACUCCAGCACCAACAACCAGCCCGAACACUGCCGUCCCUGCAACAACGACACCAACCGAGCAGACACCAGUAUUGAAAACUGUGAAAAAGGAUGAGACUGGAGAGGAGGAAGUGGACAAUUUGAGAUGGAUUAUUAUUGUACUCAUCAUGGUGAUUGUCUUGCUUUUGCUUCAGAAAUGA
Caenorhabditis remanei is the source of this 861-nucleotide messenger RNA. RefSeq lists its product as uncharacterized. The transcript has 3 exons. The record is from RefSeq and is a predicted model, not a curated record. The coding region runs from base 1 to 861 and encodes 286 amino acids. Lineage: Eukaryota; Metazoa; Nematoda; Chromadorea; Rhabditida; Rhabditidae.